Messenger RNA from Electrophorus electricus (electric eel), 2980 nucleotides. The record is from RefSeq and is a predicted model, not a curated record. Lineage: Eukaryota; Metazoa; Chordata; Actinopteri; Gymnotiformes; Gymnotidae.
AUAGAUUAGGCUUGCAGUGAAAAACAUCGUUAAUCUAAGUACAAGUGCAUGCACAAAGAGAAAAUCUCACCUUGUGAGCAUGAGGAAAAGGCGAGACUUCGGUUCAUUUAAGUUUCUCGCACAAACUCAUUUUUGCUUACAAUAACUUUAUUAGGGCAUCUAUGUUUUUCUUCUGUUCUAGAAACAAACGAACUUCGUUAUUUUUAAAAUGUAAUUUUACUGAAUUUAAAGGUUAUAUGAAAUGCACAGAGUUGUUGAGCUCCUUCAAACCUUUACCAUAUUUCCGCUGUAAUAUUAUUUUUAAUGCUCUAUGUGACGCUGUUGGUUAGUGUGUAAAAACUUAAAACGUUCUCGCGUUGAUCCUCCCAACUUGUGACAUCAUACAUACUGCGCAAGCUCUCAUUUAGAAAAAAAAACCGCACACGCGAACACAUUUGUUGUUCGUAUCUUUGACAUUUUCUAUCAUUUCACUCCGUUAAAACAACAUUUGCGUAAUAUUUUGGGUCCUUUGGAACGCGGUUCUUAUGUCAUGAGUGCGCUUUGUUCUUUGCUCGUCGGACGACGAAACAACUCCACUCCACCUUCAACAUGGUUGAUGUACAUUCUGCUGUUUCCAUUUGUGAUGACCGUAGUACACGGGCAAAUCCGAUAUUCUAUUCCGGAGGAGAUGACGAAGGGUUCAUUAGUUGGAAAUAUCCUUCAGGAUCUCGGUUUGGACGUUAAAAGACUGAAAUCAGGGCGAGCGCGGAUCUUUACGGAGGACAGUCGUGAGUACAUCGGCCUGAAUGUGGAUAAAGGGACUCUGGUAGUGAGGGAGAGGAUAGACAGAGAGGAGCUGUGUGCUCAAGUGUCUCUGUGCUCCUUACGUUUUCAGAUCAUUCUAGAAAACCCAAUGGAGCUGCAUCGAAUUGAUGUGGAAAUAUUAGAUAUUAAUGAUCAUGCUCCUGUUUUUGCUAGGGAUGAAAUUAAUUUCCAAAUUAGUGAGUUAGCGGUCCCUGGUGCGAAAUUUUCUUUAGACAGCGCACACGAUCCAGAUGUAGGAUUGAAUGCACUUCAGAGGUACACACUUGAUCCAACCAACCAUUUUUCUCUCAAAGAAAUAUCUCGUAGCGAUGGGACAAAAUACGUAGAAAUGGUUUUACAGACACCUUUGGACAGAGAAAAACAAGAAGAGCAUAAAUUAAAAUUAAUGGCGUUUGACGGCGGUAGUCCUCAAAGAUUGGGGUCGGUCAAAAUUAAUAUCGUGGUUAUUGAUGUUAAUGACAAUACCCCCGUGUUUAGCCAGCCUCUUUAUAAAGUUACUAUACCAGAAAAUGCACUGAAAGGCAUAGGACUAGUAACAAUAAGCGCUACCGAUUUGGACAAAGGAUCUAAUGGAGAGGUGACAUAUUCGUUUUCACAGAGCUCCGGAAAAGCUAUGGAAUCAUUCACCAUUGAUCCAGAUACCGGAAAUAUUAGAAUAAACGGUCUGUUAGAUUUUGAAAAGUCCAAACAAUAUGAACUGAACGUCGAGGCUAGGGAUAAAGGAGGACUGACUGAUACUAGCAAGGUUCUCGUUGAAAUUAUCGAUGUUAAUGACAAUGCCCCCGUUAUCAGUGUCAUCUCAUUUUCGAGUCCUAUCCCUGAGGAUUCCGCCACGGAUACUGUUAUAGCCAUGCUGAAUAUUAAAGAUAUAGACUCCGGCAAAAACGGGCAGAUUAAAUGUACAGUGAAUUCAGAUUUGCCAUUUCGCGUCAAAUCGACGUCCUCUAAUUUCUAUAGUUUGGUUACAGACCAGUUUUUAGAUCGUGAGAUGUUUUCGGAAUAUAAUAUAACAAUUAGCGCUACAGAUGAAGGUUCUCCCUCCUUAUCUACUAACAAAACACUGACUGUGAAAAUAUCAGACGUCAAUGACAACGCCCCUGUGUUCUCACAACAGUCAAACAUUGCUUAUGUGAUGGAAAAUAAUUCCCCUGGAUUAUCGAUAUUUGCAGUGACAGCAUAUGAUAACGACUCUGGUAAUAAUGCUCGGAUUACAUAUUUCGUUGAAGAUGUCCUUGUUAACGGAAUCUCUGCAUCGUCUUAUAUUUCCGUUAACACCGAAAGCGGGGAGAUUAUUGCUGUUCGUUCUUUUGAUUAUGAGCAAACAAAGGAAUUCAGCGUCAGCAUCAAAGGACAGGACGGAGGCAAUCCGCCUCUGAGUAGCAAUGUGAGUGUAAAAAUAAUUAUUCAGGACCAGAAUGACAACGCUCCGCAGGUUCUGUAUCCAAUACAAUCUGGGGUCUCGCUGGUUACUGAAAUAGUGCCCCGUUCAGCAGAUGUGGGCUAUCUUGUCACUAAAGUGGUGGCUGUUGAUGUGGACUCCGGACAGAAUGCCUGGCUCUCGUAUAAACUGCAGAAAGCGACAGACAGGGCGCUGUUUGAAGUGGGCUUACAGAAUGGAGAAAUAAGAACUGUACGCCAAGUCACCGAUAAAGAUGCUGUGAAACAGAAGCUCACUGUUGUAGUGGAGGACAACGGACAGCCCUCUCGUUCAGCUACAGUAAAUAUUAACGUGGCGGUGGCGGACAGCUUCCCUGAAGUGCUCUCGGAGUUCACUGACUUUACGCACGACAAGGAAUACAACGACAACCUCACAUUUUAUCUCGUCUUGGCGUUGGCUGUAGUUUCGUUUCUUUUUAUCGUGUCCAUCAUAGCCAUACUGUCAGUUAAGUGUUACAGAUGGAGACAUGAGCGGAUGUUUUACAAAUCUGGAGCCAACCUCCCAGUUAUUCCAUAUUAUCCACCCCUUUACGCGGAUGUGGGAGGAACAGGAACGUUACAACAUAUGUACAAUUAUGAGGUUUGUAGAACGGCCGAUUCCAGAAAGAGCGAUCUGAAUUUUAGAUCUGGUGAUGAGAGCACCAUACGCCUGGAUAUCAGUGGAACCAAGACGCUGACUCGUGUGGAGCGGGAGAAUCCUAUCAGUGAUUCUAAUGAUCAGGUGAGGUCAAAUGAUUAA